Messenger RNA from Planococcus citri (citrus mealybug), 4111 nucleotides. RefSeq lists its product as uncharacterized. NCBI's taxonomy places the organism in Eukaryota, Metazoa, Arthropoda, Insecta, Hemiptera, Pseudococcidae. The transcript is spliced from 4 exons. The coding region runs from base 3380 to 3604 and encodes 74 amino acids. The record is from RefSeq and is a predicted model, not a curated record.
UUUCUAGCAUUUCCAGGGAAAAAAUGUUCAGAUCAAAUUUGAUCAAAGUUGGUCAAUUUUAAUGAAAAUCUUGAUACAGUUUGAUAAAAGUUGAUCAAUAUUGAUUAAAAUCUUGGUAUAGUUGUAUGAAAGUUUAUCAAAUUAUAUCAAAGUAGAUAGACUGGUCUCACCCUUGUUUGAUCAAUUUAGAUCAAGUUUGAUAUUGCGACUUACCUAAUUUGAUCAAUUUAAAUCAAAUUCGAUCGACCUUAUUGAGUUAGAUCAAAUGUUAUGAAAUUUUAUCAAUCUAUAUCAAGUUGUAUCAAGAAAAGGUACACUGGCCCUAGCUAUGUUUGAUCAAUUUAGAUCUAGUUUGAUCAAGUUAUAUCGAAUAUGAUAUGAGUGAUUUUACCAACCUAGAUUAGGUCAUAUCAAGGAAUAUACACUGCUCCCAGCGUUGUUUGAUCAAUUUAGAUCAAAAGAGAUAUUCUUAUGUCAAUCAUGUUACCUAAUUUGAUCAAAUUAUAUGAAAUGUUUCAACCAACCUAUCAAGUUAGAUCAAACAACAUUCAGAUUAUUGCAUGCACCUGGUAUAACUUGAUCUAAUUUGAUAAAAAAAAAAUUCAAAUUAUGCCAAAUUUUUGAUCAAUAUUGAUCGAAGUUAAUCAAUGUUAAUCAUCUUUGAUCAAAACAUUUUUUUCUCUUAAUUUUCACGAAUAAAAAAAAAAAGUUGUAUCAAGUAUGUGGAUGGGUUAUGCAUUCAAUUCAUGUGUCAGGCCCAAUAAUUAUGCAUUUAUACAGUUUCCAAAAAUAUUUUCAUUUCAUUUUGUUCCCAAAAAAAUACUAUCACGUUCAGUAUCUACAAAAAUGUAUAAUUCACAUUUGAAAAAAUGUUCUAAAGUUGAUGAAUUAGGCAAAUUUUUGAAAAUCGUUGAAAUCUGCUCUUGUAUGAUAAGCAAUAGGUGAAUAUUUCUAAGUCCAGACCUAUCAGAGGAGAAUAUACUCCUGAUGCCCCUCAACUUUUAAGGAACGGGGUAGCCUGAUGGUUGAGGACAUGGUCUACAAUGUGAGAGGUCGUAGAAUCGAUCCCACCACAGGACACAAAUUUUUGAAAAUUUUCCCCUACUUUUUAAAAAAAAUUUACAACCAACAUCUUAUAUUAUACGAGGCUUGCAUUUUUGCAGUUUAAGCAAUUUUACUGGUAAAUAUGGCUAUUUUUAAAAAAUGUGCAUUACAUUUGAUCUAACUUGAUCAAAGUUGAUACAGGUGAUCUAAUUAGAUCGACAAAAUGUCCCGAUCAAAAUAGAUCUUAUUCCAUCAAUUUUGAUAAAAACUAAUUAACAUUGAUCUAUUUUGAAAGAGACAUUUUUUUGAUCAAAUUUGAUCCAAACAUUUUUUCCCAGGAACUCAAUCAGGUUUGAAAUUCAUCUCUAUAUUCGGCACUCAAUAGUAAGUAUCUUUUCUCUUUUCUGAUUUCUAGCAUUUAUAACUCAAAUUGGAAAUUCAUUCUCAAUUCGUAUUUUUUCUAAUGAAACUUUCGUUUCAAGAAUUUUUUUCUUUCGUUUGUUGAAACCUUGCAGUUAAAUUUUUGUUCAAAAUAUGUCUGCUCAAGGCUCGACAUUGGUCCUCCGAGCCGGGUACUCAAUACUGGAAAAUCUCUUGAAAUCGUUAUUCAGAAUAUUUUUUUUCGUAAUUCUAUUCGUACUAUUCCAUUUGAUCAACUUGACAAAUUUGUACCACUUGAAUAGUGAUGAAAUUUAGCUUUCAAGUUGGCAGACAUGAAACCAGAACGCUGAACGAAUUCGCGAAAUCAAUGUGACAAAAUUGAAAAUCAACGUCGGUUAGGAAGAAGAACCCUCUAUCAAUAACAUGAACUAAAUUCAGCCCAAUUGGAGUCAUGAGAAGGAGAUCCAGACAAAUGAAAAUGAGUCGGGCUUUUGGACUUCAUGCAGAUUGCAUAGCUUUAGGCGAAUUUGCCUGCCAGUGAAAUACGAGGGGCGUUUCAAAAUAAAGGGGAUAAAUUGUUCUGGGAGGGGAACGGUGAUAGUUAGGGUAAUGAGGGCAACAACAUUUGAAAGCCCUUGGUAUAGACCAUCAGUAUACCAAUUUUGAAGUGUUUUCUUCAAAUAGGUGCCGUGUAAUGCACUUUUAAAGAUGAGCACUUAGAGCGAGAUUGCCGCCAAGUGCAAGCAAUAUUGUGUUAUACGUUUUUUUCCAAAUGUUAAUAAAUUGACCUAGAAAACUGAAAUUUUGGAUAUACCUUAUUUUCGACCUGCCAAAUCGAUUGGAAAUGGUUUCGAUCCGUUUUGAGCAGUUCUCAAGUCUCUAGUAGAUUUUUAAAACUUGAGAUUUCCAUGAAAUUUUGUGGAAAUUUUAAUUUCAAGUUUCAAAAAUCUGCUGGAGGCACUAAAAAUGCUCAAAAGGGCUUCACAUCAUUUCCAAUCGAUUUUGCAGGUCGAAAAUAGGGUAUAUCUAAAAUUUCAGCUUUCUAGGUCAUUAAAAAAAAAACAAAAAAAAAAAAACAACAUAACAGAAUGAUGCUUACACGUGGCGGCAGCUUCGAUUUACACACUCAUCUUUAAAAGUGUAUUACACGGCACACCUUUGACCAAAACACUUCAAAAUUGGUAAACUGGUAGUCUAUACCAAGGGCUUUCAGAUGCCGUUGCCCCCACUACCCUAACUAUCACCGUUCCCCUACCAGACCGUUUUGUCCCCUUUAUUUUGAAACGCCCCUCGUAAGAACGAAUCUGGAAUUGAACUGAAUUUGACAGUAAUUGAACGUGAAUUUGGUUUAUUGAUGAAUUUCAACACUGUUGAAUUCAAUCAAUAGUUAAAUCAAAAUAAACGAUGUGAAACUGCAAAAUGUUAUUCUAUUCAAAAUUAGUUACUUAUCAACUCGCUGGAAGGAAAAUCCACCAGAGGAUAUACAAUCCGCAUGAAAUUGAAAAGCUCAAUUGAUAAGUGAGGGGCUUCAUGGAAAAAGGGCCUCGGUCAAUUUUAUAUUCACUGAUUUUUACAACUUCAAAUUUUCUUCCACAUAUGAGCAAACGUUUUCCAAUUCGUUUUUGUUGGUUUUUUUUCAUGGAAGAACACUUCAAUAUCACUGAAUAUGGUGGGAUUAAUGGCAAAAAAAUUAUACUUAAUAAUAAUUUCAAAUAUGUUCAGAAUUGUGAAAAUCAAAAAAAAAAAAAUUGACUAAGGCCCAUUUUCCAUGGAACCCAUCAAUUCAUUGUAGAGCCUGAAUCUGCCACUGAAAUUGUGAAAAUUGGAAGAACGAGUAACAAAAGAUCAAGUGCAUUAAUGGAAGCAACUCUAGCCCCCCUCCCACUUGUGGGCAGAAAGAGGAAAUUCGAUGUAGAACAACAAACUACCGAAUGAUGUUGGAAAACUGAAAGAAAUGUAUCUAGAACAAUUAGCAGACAACAUACGCUUGGACAAAGACAACAAACGCUUGGACGAAGACAACAAACGCUUGGACGAAGACAACAAAUACUUGAACGAAGUUGUUCUAGGAGAAGUUCCAAUACGUCAUCGACGUACAAUGUUGAAGAAAAUGAAGAAAUUGGAUCAAAUGACCGAAGAGUGUAAGAUCUAUAGGAAUUCAACAACAGGAGUCCUGUAGUCGAAGUAGGAGAUAUUCGAUUCAUGUAUUUUCCAAACUAUAAGCAUCAAAAGGAGAAAACUAUAGAUUUCCCCACCCAUUUUACGUGAUUUAUAAAUACGGUCAUUUACUAACAGGCUGUCCAAUAUCCAAGCAGCCUAAUUCCAUAAAAGAAACAAUAUCCGUACAAUUAGAAGGAUAUGACUACAGAAGCUUUCUUCUUAUUUCCCAACUAACCACGAUAGACGAACGGAGGGAUGUUACAUCGGGUGCUGAACCAUUAAAAUUUAAUCUGCGGACAGAAAAAGAGUACGUGGAUUAUAAAAUAAAUCAAUUUCAUGCCGGUUACCUACAGUCACUAUAAACAAGUCAACAAAUUGUCCGAAAUUUUCACGUACUAACUGUUACAUUGUUUUGGAAAUUCAACUUAUCUCUAUCUAUAGUACUAAUUUUUUCGAAUUUAUUUAAAGAAAUUUAUUACUGUCUACUUGUAUGUUAUUUUUUCACUAUAACAUUAUUACGUUUUGU